Pongo pygmaeus (Bornean orangutan) is the source of this 2144-nucleotide messenger RNA. RefSeq lists its product as uncharacterized. Lineage: Eukaryota; Metazoa; Chordata; Mammalia; Primates; Hominidae. The transcript has 6 exons. The record is from RefSeq and is a predicted model, not a curated record. The coding region runs from base 1 to 1788 and encodes 595 amino acids.
AUGAAAUGUCUAUCACUCCCUCUGAAUGUGAAUAAGAUCAGUGUAACACGAAUCUACCUUGCUCUAUGCAACUGUCUUCUGAAACAAUCCUCUCCGACCCUGAACAACCACUUAAAUAAGCGGUUCUUAAAUAAAUCAAUCCGUAGUGAAUGGUCCAUCCCCACAAAACCAAUCCCCAUUGAAGACCACACCAAGUGGGACUUCUCUGAACGUAGCCUACAACGGUACAGCCGCCCGGGAGGGAGAGCGAGCUCUGGGGCGGACGGGCGAGUGAAGGCAGCCAGAGGAGGGGAGCAGGCUGACAGUUCCCCCAGCUUCCGCGGCGCGUGCGGGGCCGGGACUGGCGACCGCCACAAUCAGAGGGUGCGAGCUGGACCCACCGCGGUAACGGGUCUCCAGGGUGGGAGGAUGGUUGCUGCUUGUCCGCUGCCGGAGCCUCCCUUCUCGCAGCAGAGGACGGAGGGCGCGCGCACCGGGAAGAACAAAGGAAGGGGGGCCCGGGACCCCCGGGGGCGCAGGUGGGUGUGGGGGCGGCGGCCGGGCGCGGGGGCGGCGGGGCGCGCGGGGCCAGCGGCCGCGGGAGGCGUGAGGAGGGAGGCGGGCUGCGUGGGGCGUGCGGCCGCGCGGGGCUCGGGGCGCGGAGUGUGGACGUCCGAGUGCGCGCCCGUGCGCCGCCGUGGAGCGCUGGCUGCUGCGCUCCCGGCCCCGUCUCGCGGCGCGUCGGAGCCGGCCUCGGGGCGCGAGAAGCCAUGGGGCGCACAGAGCGGCUCCGGGGAGGCUGGCCGCGGCGCACACGCAGCCGUGGGACUCGGCCUGCUCGGCAUCCGCACUGGGCGCCUGCCUUCAACCUCCUCGGGGGACCGCACGCAGUUCGCCACAUCGGGGAUCCGGCGGGAGGAGUCUAAGAGGAGGAGGCGGCGGUGCAGGAGGAGGAAGAGGAGGGAGGGAAGAGAGAGGAAGACCGGAGUCCCCGCGGCGGCGGCGGUCCGGAGAGAGGGCGAGCCCCGCGCGGCGCUGGGGACCGGGCGCUACCACGAGGCCGGGAGGCUGGAGUCUGGGGUAGGAGGGAGAACGGGCACGGGCGGGAAGAGGGGUCCGUCAGUGGCAUUUUUAGCUUGCACCCUGCCACGCAGAUUCUCUCCGGCCGGAGGGGAGGAGGGUGGAGGGAGGGCGGGGAAGCCUCGGUUUCUCUGCACGUUCGGGAACGCCUUCUCCCCCUUCAUUCUCCCAUUCCUAGUGUUUUCCCGCUUCUCCCCGGGCUCACCUGUUUACUUCCGUCAGCUAGAGCUCGUGGUUUUUUUAUAUAGGCAUGAGAGUCUGUUUCUUUUAUUAGAAACAUUAUUGGGGAGAGGGAUGCUUUGCUGUAAUUUGUGCUGGUCCAGGUCGGUUUUCAGGAAGGGGGAGGGGACUUGGCGGAGACGCUGGCUCCUGGCCGCAGCUGACCCCAGGGCUUCUCCCUGCCUUCCUGUGCGAGGAAUUCUUUCCCUCACUCUGCUGCCCGUACGCCAGCUGCCACCUUCCUGGAGAAAGACCACACCUGUGCUUAUCCCUGCUUUGGAGGAGAGAAAUGAGAGUGAAGUGAUUUCUGAUUUUUCCCCUGGGAAAGAAGAAAGAAACCCUUCCUCGUACAGCUGCUCCCAUGAGAAAAAGUUCAACAGAAAACAUAUUAAAUUCCCAUUUCCCAAGACUCUCAAUCACAGUGGUAAGAAGCAAAGGGACGACACUACAGAGGUGUCUGGGAAACUCAGGCUGAUUAAAGGUAUCCUCCUUGACAUGCAGGCUCUGUGAAGGAAAGCACACCAUAUAAAUCCUUUUGGACUGUUUUUUGGCUAAACCCUCAGAUUUAUACGAAGAACUAUUUUAAGUGAAUCAGUGUGUCUUUGUUUGCAUCUUCUGGGAUUCUGAAGACUGCAGCCAAGGAGCUAGUAAGGCUGAGAAAUGGAUUGAGCAUUUAAUCAGUUGAAUACUUCCUUAUGUUUUCCUGGUGUGUUCUCAUAACAAGCGACCUUAGUCCAACUCCUAGUAACACAUGAUUGUGGAAUGUGCCCUUCUGAGAAAUACUGCCUUAUUUUUUCAUCCGAGCACAUUGAAAAUCUCUGAAAAUGUAGAUGAGCUUGUUUGGACAAUGGUAAUAAUAAUAUAUG